Spodoptera exigua (beet armyworm) is the source of this 4671-nucleotide messenger RNA. Lineage: Eukaryota; Metazoa; Arthropoda; Insecta; Lepidoptera; Noctuidae. The record is from the annotation of a GenBank genome assembly.
AUGAUAAGCAAUCGGCUCAGGGACACCCGCAACACCAGAGGAGUUGCGACCGCCGUCACUUGCAGUCCGGUCAGUGAGAGCAACACAUGGCCUUGGCAAGUAGGCAAAGAAUACUCUUACAAUGUAGAAUCUUAUACUUGGACCAAUUAUGAGAAAAGCGACAGCUACGGAAAUUCUUUCAAAGCUCUAUUUAAUGUUCGUGUCCUGUCACCUGGCCGAUUGCUUGCUAAGCUAGAGAGCCCAAUGUUCGCACAAUUCCACGAUCAGGUCACAAGGGAAGAAUGGCCCACUGGGUUAGAUUACAAUCCUGUAGAAAAGUUUGAUCACCCAUUUGAAAUUUUCGUCGACGGAGGACGUGUCGUCUCUUUGAAACUUCCAGAAUCCCUCUCUGUGCCCAAUGAAAACUUGUUGAAAGGUCUAAUUGGUGCUUUGCAAGCAGAUUUGUCCACAUUUAAUUAUGUUGAUAAUUUUCCGAACAGCUAUGAUAAGGAAACCUUCCAAGGUUUAUUCAAGAAGAUGGAAAGUGAUGUCACAGGCGAUUGUGAGACACUAUACUCUGUAGCUUCUGUUUCUGCCGAUUGGCAUCGUGAAUUACCUGAAUUUGCUGAAGAUCCUAUAGAAAUCACUAAAAGCAAAAAUUACGGUUCUUGUGCAAAGUAUGUUGAUUUUAAUUUUGGUGUCCCUGAGGGUGCCGUGUGGAAGGGAAUGGCUCAUGAAAACGAGGAAAAACAAUUCAUCAAGCACACAACUGAAUCACGUUUGCUUGUUGGCAAGCAUGGCACGAUUUACAAAUCUGAGAGUUUUGACUCUGCUAUAGUUAACCCACUUCUGUUUGGAAAACAAAAGGCGCAAGUUCACAGUUAUAUCAGCUUUUAUCUUUUAUCACUUCAGCCAGAAAGUUCCAAGGAAUGGAUUAAAUCUGAGGAAUAUCGAACAGUUGACUCUUUGAUGUUUACGUAUGAUCCUAAAACUAUAAUACCACCCAAUGAAAAAUCUGUUGCUGAUGCACAGAAAUUACUUCAAGAAAUGGCUCCUUUACUUAAAGACCCAAGCGUUUUACCAAAGUCCGACUUCCUUUCAAAAUAUAAAAACUUAAUUCGCUUAAUAAUGUUUAUGAGUCCUGAGCAACUUGCUCAAAUGACCAAUAGCAUUGAAGUUGCAAAAUCAUCGAAAAACUUGGCUAAGAAUUAUAUGUGGAUAAUAUAUCGUGACGCUGUUGUCCAAGCAGGUACUUACACAGCUUUCCAAGAAAUUAAGAACUGGAUACAGUCUAAUAAGGUUCAAAAUGAUGAAGCCGCGGAUGUUAUUACUUCUGUGGCCAGUGUACUUCGUGUGCGCACCAAGAAAGUUAUGAGUGAAUUUUUCGAUUUAGCUAUGAGUCCCAACGUUCAGAAGCAAGACUAUUUUAAUACAACUGCACUCUUGGCAGUAACUAAGUUCAUGGCAUCGUGUGAAGACGACUCCUUCGUAGAAGAGAAAGUUAUUCCACGUCUAUCCGAAGAACUGAAAAAAGCUAUAGAAAUCGACGACAAAAAAAAAGCUCAGGUUUACGUAAAAGUUCUUGGUAAUUUAGCUCAUCCAGAAAUAUUAAAAGUGUUCGCUCCUUAUUUGGAGGGUCGGGUGCCAGUCACAAAAUACUUGAGAAUCCAAAUGGUCAUCAACCUUAAAAAUUUGGCCAACACUAAGAAUGAAUAUGUACGUGCUGUACUUUUUAGCCUAUUAAAGAAUACUGCUGAGCCUUACGAAGUAAGAGUUGCAGCUGCUCUAAAUAUUUUCCUUGCCUAUCCAAAUCAUGAAAUGAUGCAAAUAAUGGCACACAUGUCAGGUACUGAUCCAAGCACACAAGUUCGUGCAGUACUGGCAAACGGCAUUAUAUUUGCAGCUGGACUGAAAGAUCCUCGUUUUGCAAAACUCGCUAGGACUGCAAAAUCGGUCCUGUACAUGAUACCUAAAGAAAAGUUUGGCUACCGCUACUCAACUGAAAGUUUGGUCGACGAGUAUACGAGUGACGAUGUCGCAGCACACUUUAGAGAACUUUCAUAUAUUGGAAGUGAAAAUCAUAUUCUUCCCGUAUACCAAAGAGCUGGACUAAGAUUCGGAAGUACUGGUUGGACUGAAGAAGACUGGUUCACCUACUCUAUAUCGGAUAUGAAGCACUUAGUCGACUAUUUUAAAUGGUUAUACCUUCAUGUACCUGAAAAAAGUUAUGAAGAAAUGAAAUUCUCAAGUAAAAAGAUAGCUGAGUUACUGAACAUCAAGCCUAAGCAUCUCUGUUAUCUUGAGGGAUCCUUUUUCAUAAACAAUUUGAACCAGCAAACACUGUUACCUUUCACUCAGGAUGACCUGGACUCUCUACUGAAAGACCUUAUCGAAAAGGGAGGACAGCCAUCAAAUGAAAAUAGUAAACAUAUUAAUUUCACCAACCUCUUAAGGCAGAAACAGGUCUUCGUCACUUUCCCUUUAGCUACAGGCAUGCUUUUUGUAUACGACUACAGCGAACCAACUGUUGUUAAGAUGCAAAUGCAAUCGGAAACCAACAAAGAAAAUGUUUUAAAUUGGAAUUUUGAUCUGAAAUUAUUAUAUGCCAGAAAUAUGGAUGGUAGCGUUGGUUUCUUUGAUGCCUUUAGUAACUUAUACGUGAGUUCAGGUGUUAUUAACAAAUUUCAGUUUUAUAUUCCUUUGAAAGGGAGCCCAACAUUGGUAUUAGGCAACUUUCAAUUAGUCAGCUUUCAAUUAGGCUUGAAAAUGGAAAUGCCUGAUCAAAAUGUCAAUUUGAUCCACAUGAGUGUGUGGCCUUACAUCUCACGGUACGAACUUAACUCACCGGUGACUGCUUUGCAAAGUCCAGCAACCAAACUUAUCGAGGGCCCUAAGAAGGUUGUUUCUGCUCCGUUUAAAUUUGGUGAGACAACCGGUACCGUGUUUGAAUUUAAUGGAUUUUCGUAUUCAAAUGACUACAAGAAUCCUCUAAGUUUGUUCGAUGCUGAUUUCCUUACAAAUGUAAGAAACUUGCUGUACCAAAAAGACGUUGCCCAUACUGUAUUUGACUUAAAGUACCUUGCUAAAGAGUCACAGAACAAGGCAGUGAUGUUCAACAUAUUAUCUCGUGGUUCACAAUACAGUCUAGAAGGUACGAAUGAGGAAAUGCAACCAGCAAAGACCAUGGAAAAGAUCACCGUACCUGAACGUUAUGACGAAAUAUGUAGGCGAGCUGUUGAAGGCAUAGAAUCUACAGCCAAAGUUGAAUUAGUUGACGUUAGCGUAGAAUUUGAAGGAAAAAAGAAACGUGAAUAUAUAUUUACCAGUGCUAUUGCCAAAGGUUAUGCUGAAAACAAGAUUCAAGGUGCUUUGUUUAUAAAUGCUGAUGAACAAAUUAAUGCUGUAUUCAGGGUGGUCGAACCUCAAAUAGUUCCAUUGAACUUUGAGGAGGCUCUUAAGAAUAAAUUCAAAGUUAAAUACGAAGCUGACUUUAAAUUUGGCAAAGCUGACAAUAUUCACUUCAAAGGAUUUGAGGAGCGUAGUAAGAUUUACACUGAGCAGUUACGAAACGACCCCUUAGGAAAACAAUGCCUAGAAGAAACUAAGCGAGAAAAUAUCUACCUUAAGGAUUGCCACAAAAUGAUCAUUAAAGCUUACGCUCCUGAUUAUGCCAAAGGAACGUUUUCUUACAAGGAACUUCCCGCUGAUUGGAACAAAUGGAAUGUGACUUACAAUCUUUAUAAAUAUUUCAAAAACUUAUACAAGUGGGAUGAGCAAGUAGACCAGUUUAAGACAACCAACGACAACACAUUGGAAAUUGUCUCCCAAGCUUUCUACUACGACAACUUUAUCAACUAUCAGUUUGCUAGCAAGUAUGGAAUGGUUCAGUUGAACAAUGUGGAGAUUUUGCCAUAUUACCCUUACGCCGUAGCUAACUACGCGCCUCUUACUGCCUGGGAACGUUCUCGAAACUGGUUUACUGACUAUCAACACUUACCUUUCUGUACCGUGGAUGACAACAAAAUCAAGACAUUUAGCGGUCGUGAAUAUGAUUACAGCGUGACUAAUGCAUGGCACGUGGUUAUGGUGGAUAAGGCAAGAGAGUUCGACAAUGACGUUGUAAUUCUCAUUAGAAGAGAAUCAGCAAAUCAAGCAGUAGUUUAUGUCUCAUACAGGACUCUACUUGGACAAUCUUUGGAGAUUGAAAUCACACCAAAAACAAUAGAAGUUACAACAAACGCGACGCGUCUAGCUUCGAAUGGAGUCUCAACAUAUUGGGAUCCUGCAUUGAACGCUCCUCUGUUGGAAUACUACACCAUUGCCGAAGACAUUGAGUUCUUUAGCAUUAACAAUGGCCGACUCCGUUUCAUGUACGACAAUCAUCGCCUUAUUAUUUUCACCGAUGAUCACCGUAGCUCCACCUGGGGUCUUUGUGGACAGAGCACAUCACAAAUCAGCGAUGACUAUAUGACUCCUUAUGGUCUGGUCUAUUUGCCUAAUUACUACGGAGCGUCUUUCUCAUUAGAGGAAGAGUUCAGCGAUCCUUCUACCGUCGAGUUGAAGAAGGAAGCUAAAUUGAAGGCGUACCAGCCUGUCACGAAGUACACAAACAUUCUCCGCUCUGAUGACGAGUGGAGCAAGAUCAAGAAUGAGUCUGCUAAAGGAGCGAAAGUUUUUAAACAGAAGCUUUGA